Molecule: messenger RNA, 4408 nt
Organism: Notolabrus celidotus (New Zealand spotty)
Lineage: Eukaryota; Metazoa; Chordata; Actinopteri; Labriformes; Labridae
Gene: fgd
Product: faciogenital dysplasia
Exons: 19
Coding region: 821-3091 (756 amino acids)
Biological process (GO): filopodium assembly; cytoskeleton organization
Cellular component (GO): cytoplasm
Molecular function (GO): guanyl-nucleotide exchange factor activity; metal ion binding
Source: RefSeq, a predicted model, not a curated record
AGAGCGGCGGCGGCGGAGGCAUUGUUUAGUCGGCUGCUCUGAAUGGUGCAGGGAUCAGGACAGAGAGAGAGAGAGGGAGAGAGAGAGAGAGCCGGCGAGGAGGAGCUCUUUAUUUGGGGCAGGGAGGGUGCGUUUGUAGAGGGUGAGGGGAGGAGGAAGAGGAGGAGGAGAGAGAGAAGCAGCGUGGUUAGAGCGAGUUGAUGAGGGAGCAGGAGUAGUAGCGGUGCAGACACAUGCCGUCUCGCUGAGAGGGAGCAGAAACAUGGACUAGAUUUGGCUGUUCUUUUUCUUUUUCUUAUCAUUUUUGGUGUCACACGGCCUGAAACGAAGGAUUUUCAGACAUUUGAGGCCGAGAGUGAAAACGCUGAAGACAGAUGGCAAGCUGUGUUUAGCUGACCUCCCUGCCUCCUCUCUGCAAUACCAGUGCGGAUCAGUGGACUACCUGUGUUCCCCACGGCUGGUGAAGAAAAUCCAGACCCCCAGACCAUGUCACGAAAAGCCCGCCAUCAAACCCCGACCCCAGCCAUCCUCCUCGCCCAGACCUCCAACCGCACAGAAACCUCAAGUGCCCCCUAAACCGACGCACCUGCUCGCCCUUGGGCAAGAUAAGAAACCGAAGAGGAUCCCCCCAGCACCUUCGAGACCUCUGCCAGCUCCCCCUCCACCACCUAAACCGAAGCCCAGUGUGACUCCUCCUGGCCCGGGUGCACAACCACAGAGAGAGGCGCAGAAGGUGGGGCAACUCAUCGAGAGGUUCGAAAAUUCAAAGGUGCCCAUCCUGGGGGUGCUCCCUCGCUCACAGCUGCAUCUGUGUCUGAGAAUGGACCCUGCGUCAGACAUCACUUCCCCCUGCGGCCAGGACUCCGACACGGCGAAGGUUGCAGGAGAAUCCUCCCCUGUGGACAAACUUGCACUUAGCACCUCAGAACGGACUGGCGAAGUGUCUGAACUUUCCCGCCUGGCCUCUGUGCACCUGGACAGCUCGGACGACACGCCGCUGGACGACUGUGACAUCACGCACGAUGGCGUCAGUUGCCUUGAUGUUGUGGAGCCGGAGGAAGGCUCCUCCCAUGAGCUCCUGGACAAUCAGGACUCCUCAGAGCAAAACGGGAAGAUUCCUAACCGGGACAGCGGCAUUGACAGCCCUUCCUGCACCGCAGAGGGGGAAGUGUUUCCCAAUGAGGACGCCAUUGAUGAGGAGGAUCAUUAUGACAGUGUCACAGAAACAGAGAGUGUGUCCUGCUGUGUUACCCUGGGGAACAAGAGAGACUCAACACAGGAUGAGGACAGUGACCUGGAUGAAGGCAGCAGUGGAGAAAUACACUCUCUGACGGACACACAGACGGGCUAUCUGACAGAUGCACACUCAGAGGCGCACAAAUGCUCAGAGGCCCAGAAGCUCCUCAACAUCGCCAAAGAGCUUCUCCAGACUGAAGAGGCCUACGUCAAAAGACUCAACCUCCUCGACCAGGUAUUUUGCACUAAGCUCACAGAAGCUGGAAUCCCUCAGGACGUCAUUACAGGGAUCUUCUCCAAUAUCUCCUCCAUCUACUGCUUCCAUGACAAGUUCCUGCUCCCCGAGCUCAAGACGCGUAUUACUGGAGAAUGGAACUCAAACCCUCGCCUCGGAGACAUCCUCCAGAAACUGGCUCCGUUUAUGAAGAUGUACGGUGAAUAUGUGAAGAACUUCGACAGAGCUAUGGACUUAGUCAACACAUGGACGCAGCGGUCGUCACAGUUUAAGAGUGUAGUCCAGAACAUACAGAAACAGGAUGUGUGUGGGAACCUGACGUUGCAGCAUCACAUGCUGGAGCCGGUCCAAAGGAUUCCUCGCUAUGAGCUGCUGCUGAAAGACUACCUGAAGAAGCUGCCUGAUGAUGCUCUGGACAGAAAAGACGCAGAGAAGGCAGUGGAGCUAAUCUCUACAGCAGCGAACCAUUCCAAUGCAGCAAUAAGGAAAAUGGAGAAAAUGCACAAGCUGCUGGAGGUUUAUGAGAGGCUCGGUGGAGAAGAAGACAUAGUAAACCCAGCCAAUGAGCUCAUCAAAGAAGGACAUAUCAAGAAGAUGUCAGCCAAAAAUGGAACAGCACAAGACCGAUACCUCUACUUGUUCAAUAACAUGGUGCUAUACUGCGUGCCUAAACUCAGACUGAUGGGACAGAAGUUCAGUGUAAGAGAGAGGAUCGACAUCGCUGGCAUGGAGGUGCAGGAAAAUGUGAAGCACAAUCUCCCUCACACGUUUGCCAUCAUCGGUAAACAGCGUUCACUGGAGCUGCAGGCCAGGACAGCUGAGGAGAAAGAAGACUGGAUUCAGGUGAUACUGGCCACAAUCGAACGGCACAAACAAAACAGCGAAACAUUCAACAAAGCUUUCAACAUCUCCUUCUCCCGCGAAGAUGACCACGUCCCUGAGUCACCGGGUCCCUGGUGCAACACAUCCAUCGACUCAGACAGUGAAAGACUGCAUGAAAGGAAAAGCUCCCGGAAAAAAGAGAAAGAGAAGCAAACGUGUAAAGGCUGCAAUGAGAGCUUCAACUUCACCAAGCGCAAACAUCACUGCAAGUCCUGUGGAGCGGCCAUCUGUGCAAAGUGUUCAAAGACCUUGGACAACAAAACCAGCCGAGUGUGCCCGGAGUGUUUCGAAGCCAGCCUCAGCCUGGAGAAUUUGGGUGUUAGUGAACAGAAAAAGAAAGCUGGGCCUGAGAGACAGACAUCUCUAACAGGAGAGAACUGUGUGCUAUGUGGCCACCUUCAAGUGCAAGAGAAAGGGAAGAGCUGGACCAAGAUGUGGGUGGCUCUCACCAAGGCUGAGCCCCUGGUGCUGUACUUGCAGAGCAAUGGACAGGACUCCAAGGGUGCUCGGGCAGUGCCUCUACCUGGUUUUGAUGUGAGCGUGGUACUGCCUUCAGGAGGGGAGAAGUCAGAAGUCAAACACGCCAUGCGGCUCACUCACACUCAGCAAACUUUGCUCUUAAGUGCCCAAGAUGCAGAACUUCAAGCCAAGUGGAUGGAUGCACUCUCCAAAGCGGCCCGUGGAGAAACACCCACAGAUACACCGGUCAGCCUGACUGAACACAGGAAGAGCCAGUAGCGGCUGUGUUGGUGUGACAGGACUCCCUCCUCCCUCCCUCUCUCCCUCCCUCCCUCCCUCUCUCCUGUGUAUAGAGCACACAUUACUUGAAUUCACUUACCUUGGCACUUUUUAGUUUUGUUAUGUUUUUUCCCCCCCUUCCAAAGGACCACUCAAUCCUCCCUAUGCCACUUCAAUCUUCUCCUCGUGACCACUUCUUCUUCUUCUUCAUUUCCAUCUUUCAGUCUUUGUCAAACACACAAAAACAAGAAGGACUAUGCUUUCAAACCACCAACACCUCUGUGUGUGGUGAGGUUGAUUUUAUUACUCUCAGUGUUUUCAACAGCCAGAGAGGACUAAAUAUUUUAUUUGUAAAAUAGCUAAAGAAGGUUGUUUUUUUUAAAGAUGAAGUUUCUUGUACAUUAUGAGACCGUGUUGUGAAGCAUUAAAUCUUAUAUGUCUGUUUUUCCAUUUGUGUGAAAGCGUGCGUGUGUGUUUGAGUGUGAGGCCCCUCCUGUGUUUAUUAAGUAUUGAAUGUUAGUGUAAGAAAAACCUGCGCCACCUUCCUCCUGCUGGGAACACAGUGGCAGAUGAGUGGGUAUUGUACAGUAUGUAUACUAUAGUGCGAUGUAAGGAAAAAAAAGACAUUUUAACUUAAAAAGACAGAGAUGUGUACGCUUGUGGCUGGCCACCUGAUGCUCCCACUGUCCGCUCCCAUAUUACAGACCCUCAAUCCUCUUUAUUGGUAGAAACCUGCUUCCAUCUUUGUCUCUGGACUCUUACGAUCUCUAAUCUGAGACUGAUCCAGCACAUUUCCUCUCUUUCAUUACUGUGAUUUGUCUGGAUGAAAGAAAACAGCCAGGAUGGGGAUCACGUGGCCUCAACUCUGACCCAGGUUCAGUCCUUCAGUAUCUCCACUUGUACACAUGCUGAAUAAAUCCUUUCCAUGUUAUUCUCUCUCUCUCUCUUUCUAUCUCUUUCUGCAUAGCAACAGUUUCCCUGCUUCCCUCCCUAUGGUGAUGUGAUGGAAACCAAGUACUGUAAAACUGUUAAUUCUGCCUUGACCCCUGUACCCUGCUCCUAUCAGCACCAGCCUUUAAGCAAACGUAGCAAAAAAAAACAACUUGUCAAUGGAUCUAUUUGUGCAUGUAAACUCACUCAUAUUCAUGUACCGUGCUAUGAAAUCUUGACCCUGUCCCUCUUUUUUAUGCUCCAGGAUUCAUUCUUGUUGUACUUUAAGUGAGCUAAGUCAGCUUUGAGUGUUUUUUUAAACAUGGAUUGUGCACAGUGGAAAAGCAGUCAAGCAUAUCAUCAAUAAAACAGAUGUUGUGAAUCAUA